CUUUUGGAGCAAUGGAUGUGGGAUCUGCCAGAGGGGCUCACAUCCCAGUUCCUAUGCCAGCUGAUGGAACGUGGCCCCCUGCGGUCCCUGGUCUUUAUUCAGAGAGCAGUGCCCCGUGGUGGCACCCCGGCAGCUCCAACCAGGCAUGCCUUUGCUUUCUCUGCCCAGGUGAACACAGCCAUGCACGAGGCCAAGCUGAUGGAGGAGUGUGACGAGCUGAUGGAGAUCAUCCGCCAGCGUAAGCAGGUCAUCGCCGUCAAGAUCAAGGAGACAAAGGUGAUGAAGCUGAGGAAGCUGGCCCAGCAGGUCGCCAACUGCCGGCAGUGCCUCGAGCGCUCCACGGUCCUCAUCAACCAAGCAGAGCACAUCCUGAAGGAGAAUGACCACGCUCGCUUCCUGCAGACAGCUCGGAACGUGGCGGAGAGGGUCGCCAUGGCAACUGCAUCCUCUCAAGUUCUGAUACCAGAUAUCAAUUUUAAUGACGCCUUUGAAAACUUCGCCUUGGAUUUUUCCAGAGAGAAGAAACUGCUGGAGGGGUUGGAUUAUCUCACCGCACCAAACCCUCCGUCUGUGCGUGAGGAGCUCUGCACGGCCUCCCAUGACACCAUCACAGUCCACUGGAUCUCAGAGGAUGAGUUCAGUGUCAGCUCCUACGAGCUCCAGUACACCAUCUUCACCGGGCAAGCCAACUUCAUCAGUCUCUACAACUCCAUGGACAGCUGGAUGAUCGUCCCCAACAUCAAGCAGAACCACUACACCGUGCACGGGCUGCAGAGCGGCACCCGCUACAUUUUCCUGGUCAAGGCCAUCAACCAGGCGGGCAGCCGGAACAGCGAGCCUGCGCGGCUCAAAACCAACAGUCAGCCUUUUAAGCUGGACCCCAAGAUGGCCCACAAGAAGUUGAAGAUCUCCAACGAUGGGCUGCAGAUGGAGAAGGACGAGAGCUCCCUGAAGAAGAGCCACACGCCAGAGAGGUUCAGUGGGACCGGCUGCUACGGUGCGGCGGGCAACGUCUUCAUCGACAGCGGCUGCCACUACUGGGAGGUGGUGGUGGGCUCCUCCACUUGGUAUGCCAUUGGCGUGGCUUACAAGUCGGCUCCCAAGAACGAGUGGAUCGGGAAGAACUCCUCAUCUUGGGUCUUCUCCCGCUGCAACAACAACUUCGUGGUGAGGCACAACAACAAGGAGAUGCUGGUGGAGGUGCACCCGCAGAUGAAGCGUCUCGGCGUCCUCCUGGAUUAUGACAACAACGCGCUCUCCUUCUACGACCCGGCCAACUCCCUGCACCUCCACACCUUCGAGGUCUCCUUCAUCCUCCCGGUGUGCCCCACGUUCACUAUCUGGAACAAAUCCUUGAUGAUCCUCUCGGGUCUGCCUGCCCCAGACUUCAUAGAUUACCCAGAGCAGCAGGAGUGUAACUGCAGGCCCCAGGAGUCCCCAUACGUAUCAGGGAUGAAAGCCUGUCACUAGGAGUGACCCUGCCCCACGGUGGUACAGUGAUGUGGGCUGAGGCUGGUGGUGGGCACCAGGAGCCCUCCAAGCCACAGAGCAACCACAGUGCUCCAACAGGAGGGCGCCCACCUGCAGCUGGUUUUAUUUUUAAGGGGAAAACGAAAGAACCUCUGAAAAUAAACUCCUGUUGGCCAGCU
Messenger RNA from Meleagris gallopavo (turkey), 1649 nucleotides. The record is from RefSeq and is a predicted model, not a curated record. NCBI's taxonomy places the organism in Eukaryota, Metazoa, Chordata, Aves, Galliformes, Phasianidae.